This is a messenger RNA of Schizosaccharomyces japonicus yFS275, 3620 nucleotides long. RefSeq names its product arginine transporter Can1. NCBI's taxonomy places the organism in Eukaryota, Fungi, Ascomycota, Schizosaccharomycetes, Schizosaccharomycetales, Schizosaccharomycetaceae. Gene Ontology annotation, biological process: chloride transmembrane transport; monoatomic ion transport; transmembrane transport. The coding region runs from base 302 to 3487 and encodes 1061 amino acids. Gene Ontology annotation, cellular component: membrane; vacuolar membrane. The transcript has 2 exons. The record is from RefSeq and is a predicted model, not a curated record. Gene Ontology annotation, molecular function: transmembrane transporter activity; chloride:monoatomic cation symporter activity.
AUUCGCUACGAGGAUAUACUGAAUCACCACCACCAAUAUGACAGAUACGAAGUCUGUGGGGGUCGAAGCAUUUCGUAUUUUAAGUUCACGACGACUAAGUGAGCUUUGAACCAAUUACUGACACUACGAGUUUAACUUUUGUAACGACGUAAACUCCUCCAUACUAGUGAAACGGCUCGUUUUCGAGCUUUUCUUACUGAGACAAUUGUCUCUUUACACGCCGUAAUAGACGAUUUCCAAGUUAUAUUUGUAGGGCCGUCAUUUUCGGAGCUCACGAAUAAGACUUUUUCUUUUUGGUAGAAUGAGCAGACUCAUUACGAAAACUGGAGAGCUGUACGACUAUUUUUCCUCCCGUUUGUCGAAUAGAAGCUCAAAACGGUUUUGGGAAGGCGGUAGCGAUUUGGAGGCAUCAAGGCCAUUUCUAAGUCCUGGUGUAGGGAAUUCACUGCCAGAAUGUUCAUUAACAAACCAAUUGCCUCCUCUUUCACGAACUGUUACUAUUGCCGAAAAUGAGCAUGAAGUAUCGGGAGAGAAACUAGGCACUUUUGAGGGCUGCUUCGUCCCUACAACACUAAAUGUAAUGUCUGUGCUGCUUUAUAUUAGAUUCCCCUGGAUUGUGGGUGAAACCGGACUGCGGAAUACUUUGCUGAUGCUUGUUCUCAGUUAUUCCAUUGGCCUUCUUACCACUCUAUCCAUUUCUGCGAUUUGUACGAAUGGCAUGGUGCGUGGAGGUGGUCCUUACUAUGCAGUCUCACGAUCUAUUGGACCAGAAAUGGGUGGUUCGGUGGGCUUGAUAUUUUUUCUCGGACAGGUUUUGAAUACAGGUAUGAAUGUGUCGGGUUUCAUGGAGACUGUCAUACGUAUUUUUGGUAAAUCUACCGGAGACAGUUUGCAUCUUCUGCCCGAUUCACCUGUGUGGGUACUUUUGUUCUCGUCUUUAGUUCUCUUGUUAUGUACGGUUUUUUGCUGUUUUGGCUCAUCACCUUUUGCACGGGCUUCUAAUUCAUUUUUGGUGCUAAUCCUUUUAACAACCUUAACUAUUCCUCUGUCCGCCAUAAUCAAGAGGCCUUUCUCUAUUCCAGAAUCACAUCUCUCUUUUACCGGUAUCCGUUGGUCAACUCUUUUAGACAAUUGGAAGUCCUCGUACACUUUUGAUUCUUCCGGUAAAAGUCUUGAAUCAUUUCGAUCCGUUUUUGGCGUUUUCUUUCCAGCAACAGCUGGUUUAUUAGCUGGAGCUGGAAUGUCUGGCGACCUGCGAAACCCCUCUCGCUCUAUUCCUGUGGGAACUCUCGCGUCAUUAGUGACUACUGUGGUGAUUUACUUUCUUGUAAUAGUUGUCUUGGCGAGUUCACUUUCACGUUACAGCUUACUUUUCGAUUUGCAGAUUCUGCAAGAUGUAAAUAUUCAUCCUGCAUUUGUCAUUAUCGCCAUUCUGAGUAGCUCUCUUUACAGUUCACUCGUAGGUAUUUUUGGAACAGCAAAGCUUUUGCAGGCCAUCGCAAGAGAUAACAUACUUCCUUGUUUAAAAUUUUUUGCUGGCGGAACAGCGAUGCAGGACAUUCCUUUGCCUGCUAUUCUUUUAACAUAUAUCUUUACGCAAGUUACACUUUUUUGGGACAUUGAUAAACUUUCUUCUAUGAUUACUAUGACUUUUCUUUUAACUUUUGGUAUCAUUAACUUGGCUUGUUUUCUUUUGCGUAUCGGAAGCACUCCGAAUUUUCGUCCAACAUUUCGUUUCUUUAAUCGUUAUACGACGCUUCUGGGCUGUAUCUUAUCCUUCGGAAUUAUGUUUUAUGUUGAUGGUAAAAACGCGUUCAUCUCCUUUCUGGUUGCCGCUUUUCUGUUUGUCAUCAUUAACAUUACUUCUCCUCCGAAAAAUUGGGGUGAUGUUUCUGAAGGCAUCAUUUACCAUCAGUUGCGAAAGUACUUACUUCAAACAAAUAACACUUUUGAAAAUGUAAAAUUUUGGCGCCCACAGGUUUUACUUCUUGUUAAUAACCCGACCCGUUCUUACAACAUAAUACGGUUCUUCAACUCAUUAAAGAAGGGUUCUCUUUAUAUGCUUGGACAUGUCAUCGUUUCCAAGGAUUUUCAAUCCAGCAUGCACGAAUUAGAGAAGCAACAACGCGUAUGGCACGAAUUUAUUUUGAGUGAGAAAAUAAAGGCAUUUGUCGAGCUUUGUGUUGCCCCAGAUGAAGUUUGGGGCAUUCGGACACUGAUAUCCUCGGCUGGUCUAGGGGGUAUUCGUCCCAACAUAGCUGUUCUAACGUUCAUAAAUACGGACUAUAAAAAUCACACAGCGACCGAUUCUCUUCCGAAGGUUUCAGAAGUUAAUGAAGGUGUACCCCCAUCUCCAGAAGGAGUGCCCUCUCUUGCGGGCACGGAUGACCUCGCUGACCAUGCUAUUUCGCCUACUCAAUGGGUCCAGAUUUUGGAAGAUAUGCUUGUUGGAACAUUAGACGUAAUGGUAACCUAUGGAUUUUCCCAGCUGCAUUGGCCUGUCGUAAACAGCGAAAAAAAGUACAUCGACAUGUUUCCUAUUCAUAUGGUAUCGAAUCCCACUCUUUCCAGUAGUGGAAGACAGAAUGUUCUGCUUACGAAUGUCGAAACAUAUGUUAUGGUCUGUCAACUUGGAUGGAUUCUACAUACCGCGCGCGAUUGGAAAGAGAAUUGCUGUUUACGGACUUUUGUGCUUGUUGAAAACGAGUAUGAUAUAAAAUCCGAGUUUGAGAAAAUCUCAAACAUUUUACUCUCGCUUCGUAUCAAGGCGGAAAUUGUGGUUUUAUGUUUGAAAUCCUGUGAUCUUGUAUCUUACAAAUACAUUGUUGAGAAUAAGCCAGUCUCUGCCAGCGAUAAGAAAUCGAUAGAGAAUCGUUUAAAAAAUGAUCCUUGGUGGAUUAAGUUAAACAGACAACGCUCCUCUAAACGUGUACCGCACAUAUCUCGUCCAACUUCUACUCAAGUAAGUUCUCCUACUCAUGAGAGUCUUGAUUUGCAACACCUGACUUCGCCUUUGAGAGCAAGUCUCUUCAUUCGUUUAGGCACAGCUUAUCCAUUUAUGAGUGCGCAUAGUUUCUCUCAGCCAUUUUAUAACUCGACCGCUGAAACACCUCGAAGAACUCAUGAACGUUCAGCCACAACCGCUUUCGGUCACAGUAACAUUCAAGAAGGUUUUUCCUUUGGGGAACAACAAGUUGAGUCACCCAAAGAAGAGUUAGAUGAGCAAAGUUUGUUUGACGUUAAUGAGCACCUGGUGUUUAGCGAUCUAUCCGCUCGUGCUCAGUACAUCAUCUUAAAUGAGCUUCUUUUGAGACACACUCGCCAAACUGCUGUUCUGUUCACCAGUUUGCCGACCCCUAUUGCAGGUACACAUAAAAGUCCUCAAUUGUCCGAUAAUUAUGUUGAUGAGCUUUUAACCCUCCUUGAGGGCUUGCCUCCAUGUGCAAUGGUACAGUCCAAACGUCUUACUGUGACUACAGCCCUCUAAUCAUUCCUUUAACCUUUCAGUGCCGCCUUAAUAUCUAGAGUAUAAUUUAUUAGCACAAAUGUCAUUUUUAAUUAAUCAUCAUUUUGAGGUAGCGACCCAUUUCGGAGGAGAAUUUGUUGGAGUUUCUCUUUGU